GGUGUACUAACAUAUUUGCACUACAAAUUAAACCAAAAUACUUGAUAAUAUUUUGUGUUUUUGCAGUGUAUAACACUGUCAUCCUAAUUUUGCAGCUCAUUUGGAUGCAUGAGUCUGGCGGUGGUCCAACAGAUCAACUGGAAAUACCAAAAUCCAUUAAUCCGCCAUACAAAAUGUGCUAAACGACUAAAGGCUUUUUGAAGUUGAUGACUAUUGCUCAUAAAUAUUCCUGGCUGUAGGUGAAACUCACCCAAAAUAAACAGAAGCGUCUGACUCAGUGGCAUUUUUAAUCACAUUAUUCUAAAUGUAAGUAAUUUAAAUCAUUAAAUUAACUGUUUUCAGCCUUUAUGAGCUCAUUUUGGCCAAUUUGGCCCUAAAUCGAACAAACAGAAUCAAAACAGAUUGAUUUAGAAAGAAAUUGACCGAGCUUGUUGGUUUUCCAGCUGAUUUUAUUAUUAAAAAUAAGAUAAGAUGAGCAUAAAAUCAUCAGGAUUCCUCUCUGUUGUGCUUAAGCUGUGCAACAAUAUUUGGCUGCAGAUUCCCCGAUUCCAAUCUGAGUCGCAAAAGAAGAAAAAGUUUGUAAUUCAGCAACUAAAUGUUUUUUGUUCACGUUAACGGUUUGGUUUAGUGGUCAGUACAUGCAUGAACCAUGAGAGACCUUGAUUCUGUGCCUGCAGCUCUCUGACUGUCCUUGCAUGGAAUAUAAAAAGAUAUUUUUAGCAGAGUUUCUCAGCAGUUCAACUUUGUCACUUAUGAUGCAGACGUGAAUUUAGACUUGAAGGUAAAGGAAAUUCUAAAUCCGGUGCGUUAAUUCUGAGAAUUAUUCAGAAUGAAUACAUCAUGCAGCUUUUCUAAAAGCAGAGGCAAUUCAUAAUUGGACAUUUUCACUCAUCAAACCAUAUUUUUAAUAAUAUUUUUAGUGUUCAUAUGUGAUAAAAUCAAGCUUUUCUGAAAAUGUUGAGUUCUUUUUUAGCAUUUUAUUAAAGAUGGAAGAGUUAAAUGGCAGAAAAACUAAAUAAAAUCCGUGGUUUGAGGAAGACGCAACAACCGUUGAAGCAAAAACGCAAACAUUAAGAGUUUGAAUUUUAUAAUUUUAAACGGGUAGCAGUAAUUUUGUUUUUUUUACAUUUUUAAAAUUGUCACUUUUUUACCUGCUUACACUGUAAACUUCUCAUAAUGGAGCCGGUUACAGGAGUCACUUAUUGAGGGUGAAACCAGUUCUGCUCAAGCUGCUUUUAUGCAUCUACGACCACACGGUUUGUGUAUUUGAUGUAAAAACGGAUAAAUGUCCCAAACCGGACGAGCGAUUGUAACUCCUCUGAUCACCGCCUCGCCUUGUGCCGCUUUAAUCCAACCUUUUCUCUGCAGACGUGGAGGAUCUGCACCUUGACUGCCUCUUACAGCUCCUCUCACAUAAACUGUUUCACAUGAACACUCCUGAUUUUUUUUAUUUUCUAAGGAAAGCAUGCCAAGAAUUAUUUCAGGCUCCAUUUUUUUUAUUUUGAAAAAUUAACUUUUGUAUCAUUUUAAGGUGCCUAAGUUAUGAUGAUGCAAUUUUCUGAAUGUUUUUACUUAAAUUGAAAAAAGAAAAAAAACUUGUAAAGAAAAAAAAUGUAGAUUUGUGUUUUCUCCUUUUGGUAACAGUAGCUUGUAAAGUGCUUUAGACAUCGUUUCUAUUAAACCAUCUAUUCCUAAUAAGUCCUGUCUUGUCAGCUGUUUUCUGAGCUGAGAAUGUUUCCUAACAGGAAUUUCUCCUUAUAGAGAGACAGGGGGCUUCUUGAAAAAACACUUUUAAGAGGAACUUCUGAGAAGGAAGAUGGCUGAUGUGGUAGGCGUGUGGUUUCAUAGCUUCAAAACGGACAGAGAGCCCUUCACUUCCUGUUCUCAGUCGCUCAGUUGAGGCUCUUCAGACGCGUCGACGUUUCUCUGACGAAGGGAGCGAACAAAGCGGUUCCUUCUCCUCCUUCUCCGAAGCAGCUGGAGACAUGAACGUGUGUUACAUCCUGGAUGGGGUUCUGAUCCUGUACGGCAUCAUUCUCACCGUCCUGUACUGCAGGCUGAGGAUGCGUCCAUCGAAUAAAGCAUCCGGCAGCCACCCAGAGAAGCAGCCUGCAGGCGGAGGCAUCUAUGCGGGUCUGACGUCCCGCACCACAGACACCUACGAGACGAUCAAGAUGGACAAGAAGCCCAUCGUCUGACCUGCACACCUUCUGUGCAGCCGAAAUAAACAUAUACAUAUUUAAAUAUAGCUUUAUACUCUGGUUAUAUGUACUUUUUAAAUUACUUUUACUCCUUUUUCCUUU
This is a messenger RNA of Poecilia latipinna (sailfin molly), 2303 nucleotides long. RefSeq names its product high affinity immunoglobulin epsilon receptor subunit gamma-like. Gene Ontology annotation, molecular function: IgE receptor activity. Gene Ontology annotation, cellular component: Fc-epsilon receptor I complex. The coding region runs from base 1986 to 2198 and encodes 70 amino acids. The transcript has 5 exons. Lineage: Eukaryota; Metazoa; Chordata; Actinopteri; Cyprinodontiformes; Poeciliidae. Gene Ontology annotation, biological process: cell surface receptor signaling pathway. The record is from RefSeq and is a predicted model, not a curated record.